Molecule: messenger RNA, 4056 nt
Organism: Heteronotia binoei (common prickly gecko)
Lineage: Eukaryota; Metazoa; Chordata; Lepidosauria; Squamata; Gekkonidae
Gene: ABHD12
Product: abhydrolase domain containing 12, lysophospholipase
Exons: 13
Coding region: 218-1411 (397 amino acids)
Biological process (GO): monoacylglycerol catabolic process; phosphatidylserine catabolic process
Cellular component (GO): endoplasmic reticulum membrane
Molecular function (GO): phosphatidylcholine lysophospholipase A1 activity; monoacylglycerol lipase activity
Source: RefSeq, a predicted model, not a curated record
AUCUUUGUCGUGGUCAAAACAAACACAAAAAUGGCCCUUCCCUGGCUGUCCUCGCGUAAAAGGUCACAUGGCUGAGGCCGCUCCUGAUUGGUGAUGGGCGGGAGGUGCUGCUAGACCUCUGGUUGCCGGGCUGUGGCCGAUAUAAUGUAGGGAAAGGUAGUGCCGGUGGCGGGACUAGGGCGUCUUCCCUCGAGCAAGCCGAGAUAGCAUUGCCGGGAUGAGAAAGAGGAACGAGUCCGUCACCUUGGAACAUGAGCGCUUCGCCACUUCGGCGCCGGCUGCCGCUUCUUCUCCUUCCCAAUCCACGCAGUUUGACAAAGGCUUCAGCCUGAGACCGAGCCUGCGUCUGCCUGGCAGCGCCUGCCCCGCCGGAGAUUCCGGCAUGAAGCGACCGCUUGGCAGGAGACAUGGAAUGUGGUUUCGAUUGCGGAAGCUAGUAAUCUGGUUGUUGGGAGUGUACAUAGCCAUUCCAUUUAUAGUAAAACUUUGUCCUGGUAUUCAGGCAAAGCUCAUCUUCCUAAAUUUUGUGAGGGCACCCUACUUCAUUGACUUGAAAAGGCCUCAGGACCAAGGUUUAAAUCACACCUUUAACUACUACCUACAGCCAGAGGAGGGUGUAACAAUUGGAGUCUGGCACACAGUUCCUGCAAGUUUAUGGAAGGAUGCUCAAGGAAAGGACCAACCGUGGUAUGAGGAUGCAUUGGGUUCUAGUAGCCCUGUAAUCCUGUACUUGCAUGGAAAUGGAGGUACAAGAGGAGGAGAACACCGGGUAGAACUUUACAAGGUUCUGAGUUCUUUUGGUUGCCAUGUAGUCACAUUUGAUUAUCGAGGCUGGGGAGACUCAGUGGGCAGUCCUUCAGAAAGUGGACUGACUUACGAUGCUCUUCAUGUUUUUGACUGGAUAAAAGCACGAAGUGGAGACAAUCCAGUUUAUAUAUGGGGGCAUUCCUUGGGCACUGGAGUUGCAACCAACCUAGUAAGGCGUCUCUGUGAAAGAGAAACUCCACCAGAUGCUCUGAUACUAGAGUCCCCUUUUACAAAUAUACGUGAGGAAGCAAGAAGCCAUCCCUUUUCAGUGAUAUAUAGAUACUUCCCAGGAUUUGAUUGGUUUUUCCUUGACCCGAUCACCUCUAGUGGAAUUAAAUUUGCAAAUGAUGAAAAUGUGAAGCAUAUUUCAUGCUCUCUGCUUAUUCUUCAUGCUGAAGAUGAUCCAGUUGUGCCGUUUCAUCUCGGAAAGAAGCUCUACAACAUUGCCGCCCCGUCUCGGAGUUUCCGUGAUCACAAAGUGCAGUUCAUUCCAUUUCAUACAGACUUAGGCUACAGACAUAAAUAUAUCUACAAGAGCCCUGAACUACCUCGAAUAUUACGGGAAUUCCUGGGAAAAAUUGAACAUGAGCAUCAUCGUCACUGAAGAGAUACCUGCAUGGUAGAGUUAAAAUUGUGUCACUUUAAAAAAAUUGCCAUUUUUAAAAAAAUCAGGUGUGGGAUAAAUCCCAGAUUCUUGCUUCAGUCCCAUUGCAUACCCUUGGAUACCCAGCCCUUGGAAUAAUAGAUAUGAAAAGAGAGAGAAUAUAGUUAGCUUUUGCCUUUUUUCAGUUUUUAUUUUAAAGAACAAGGACAAGACAACCAAAUGCAUCUGAAUAAUUCAAGCACAGGGAAAAAAAGGCAAAAUCCAUGAAAGUUGUGAACUUUCCUAGAAAAAUGUGUUAUACUGUUCAGAAGAAACCUUCUGGAAUGCAAAUAGGGUGUGAUUUAUCUUUUACCAGAAUAUAACUCUUAAUCUUUCAGUGGUGCAUCUAUUGUACCUGUACUACAAGCUCUUUCAGUAUAAAUUAGUUCUAUGAGUUUUUUGUUCGUUGUGGAAGCAUUGAAUUGCGGAAUUCCUGAAAAUGACAGGUAGUACUGGUUCUUAAAUAGGCUUGAGAAAUUUUUGUUAUCAGGAGAGUUGCAAGAAAACAUUUCAAAAUGAAAUGAAGGAUGUUUAAAACGAAGGCAACUAUGUAAAAGGGAUGAUUUGUGAUAAAGCAUCCCUUUCUUCAUUGCCUUGGUUUCAAGUUUCAAAACACUUUCCCCUGUACUGAUGAUCAUAAACAUCUUAAUUAUACCUCAUAAGUAGACACAUCCUUGUAGAGAUUGUUUUUCCUCAUCUCUGCACAGUUUUUGUGAGAUAUACAGGCCUCAAGUGAUGUAAAAUGUGUUGACUGCGAGUUACAGAGUCAGUUAUUUUAAAGGGCAGUUUAUUUUGUUUUGCUUCUUGCAAAAAGGAAGGGUAGAAUGAUAAGAGAAUUCAUUUUUCCACUGUGGUGAAGAUGUCUUCCAGUCUCCUCUAAUCAGAGACACAUGUAAGCACUUUGGGAGUGAGAAAAUUGGUAUCUUUCCUUAGUAAUCAUGUUUCUUUGCCCACAAACAGACAUACCAUUUGCUAAAAAAAAAAAAAAAACUCAGGUCCAUUAGUGGUGAUCAAAAGUUUUCAGCUACUCUAAAUACAAGAGAUUCAACAUAAAAAUGAAACCACCUAACUUGAGAUUCCCCCCCUAAUAAACAGGUUUUCUCCUUCAGUACAUUCUAAAUAGUGCAAAUACCAAUUAAAGAAAAAAUAUAUGGAUCUCCAAACUUUAUCCAAAUCAACCAAAGGUACUGAAAGCUAAACAAUUUUUACUAACAAAGCCUUAUCCUUGUUCCUUAACACGAUUUUAUUUCUGCUUAAAAGUUGAUCUUUGGCUUUGUUUUUGUCUCUUAUAUUGUAUAAGAGCUGAAGAUAUAUGAAGAUUUCUGACCAGCCUUGAAUGUGUUCCUCCAUUGGCAUAGGUCAGGCAUAAAGAAAGGCAACUAUUACUUUAGAAAACCAUCUUUGCUGUCCUCAAAAUUAGUAGGCAGCUAAUAUAACUACUGAUCAAUAAUCUACUUUUCUUGCUCCCCACCUUGAUAUGCCUUGGCCAGACUUUGCCCAUACCUCAUAAGAUUGAUCAUGAGUCAGUUUCAUUGGGACUGCUGAAGACUGCUUUUGACAAUUGUAAAAGGGAUACUUUUGUGACAAGAGUCUCCAGGCACUGGGUAGAUGGUGUUAUUACUAAAGCAAUAUCUGUAACUUCUAGCUUGUCCGAUGCACUACAUUUACUGAUUAUUUUUUAAUAAAAAUACAUGUGUCCCUAUACAUUGGAAAGCUGUAGAUCACUUAAUGAUGUGUGGAGGUAGUUGAAGAUGAUGCAAAGCUUGUCCUUGAUUCACCCGCCAUAUGGCUUUCAGGUUCUGCCAUCCUCCUGUCUGCCACAGUUCCCACAAAGCCAGACAAUACCCUUCCAGUGCUGCUUUCAGGGUUCUAAGUCAGCAUUCAGGCACGCAUGGAAUGGCAGCCAGUUGGAGGCAUUGUGAGUAGGAGUGAGUGAUAUUAAUGAAUUACAGCUAUUGUAUCUGUUGGGCCCAAGCAGGUGACUUUCAUUAGUCCUAGAUUCGCUGUAGAAUUGGCCCUGAAUUGUGCUGUUCCCCAAAUGUACAAUAUCAAGCAUAGUAGUCUUAGACACUUGUGUACAGAAGUGAAGUCUCCAGCCUUAAGUACCUGGAGGGUGCUGUUUGCUAAUAGUGUCUGUAUACGAAAUACUUGGUUUCGCAUGCAUCAAAGUCUUAACUUACAGAUUUGUUGUAAUUGCAAAGCAGACAGUAGCUUGUUCUUUGCUUUGGGGUUUCCUGCUGUAGUGAAGUCAACUAAGAUUUUAAUUCAUGAUAACCUCUGAGCUGGUAGUGCUACUUAAAAUUUUGUCUCCUCCCUCCCUCUCCCUUUGCGCUUGUUUACUGCAUUGACAAGGAUAGAAAUUCUUGACUUUUCGCUGAAACAAUUGGUACAUUCCGUCUUAAUGCUGCUGCUGCUGUCACCUUGGUGAUGAUAAAAGUACAAACUGAUGUGGAAAUGUUAACUCCUCCUGUGCAGAAACAAAAAAACCCAAAGCAUGCACCAAUGCUGUUUAUUUCAACACACUCCAAUUAUUAAGCCAGUAACAUGCAUUGAAAUGGAAAUGUUUACUUAAAAGUGUGUCGUUUUAUUAAAACAAAUGACUUCUG